AUGUUUCGUUUAUAUGUUGAACCAUGUUUAACACUUACUUUACACCUUCUUUCAAUUCCACCAUCACAAUCAGAUGUAUUUCAAUGUUGUGGGCGUUUACUUGGUGCUUUAAUUAUAACAAUUGGUUCGGAACUUCAAACAAAUACAAAUUAUAUAUCAAUAUUACGUUCAUCAUGUUUAACAGAUAGUAAUCUUUUACAAAUGCAUAUUGAACCAAUUGUUCAAGCAAAAGCGAUACAAGCUUUACGACAAUUACAUUUAUUUGCACCACGUCAUGUUAAUUUAUCAACAUUAGUACCGGAAUUAAUAAAAGCAUUAAAAAGUCGAGAUUUAUCAUUAAGACGUGCAUGUAUUAAAGAACAAGAUUUAUCAACUGGACUUUCUGAAUUUCGAAGUCUUGAAGAAUUACUUUUUUCUAUACUUGAUACAGAAACAGAUGCAAAAUUAUGUUCACAUGUACAAGAUAGACUUGUUUAUAUGCUACAAGCAUUAGGAGCUAAUAAUUUAACACAUUGGUUACAGUUAUGUAAAGAUAUUCUUGCUGCUAUAGCAGCAUCUUCUGAAACCGAUCAACAACAAACUUCUACAACGGCAACUACUACAAUAUUAUCAUCAUCAUCUUAUUCUAAACAUUCUUCACGUCCUACUGGCGAUGAUGAUGAAGAUAGUUUUGGUCUUCAUGGUGAUGAUGCUGAUUAUGCUGAUACAGGUGGUAAUGAACAAUUACAAACAUCUACAAAUCAAAAUUCAAUGCCUGCUAAUGAACGUCUUCGAGGUUAUCCAAAUGAAGAUUAUCUUGUUGUACAUUUAAAUACUUUAAUAACAUUUUCAUUUAUGUCAUGUACAUCAACAAGUGAUCAACUACGUUUAUCAGGUUUAUCAUUACUCAAACAAAUUAUUCUUAAAUUUGCUCAUGUUGAAGAAGUUAUUGAUUUACUCGAUCAUGUUAUCCUUGAACAAUAUCAAGCACAAAUUGGUGCUGCGUUACGACCAGCUUUUGCACAAGAUACAUCAUCACAUGUAACAACACAAGCAUGUGAUGUAUGUAGUACAUGGAUAUCAAGUGGUGUUGCACAUGAUUUAAAUGAUCUUCGACAUGUACAUCAAUUAUUAGUAUCAUCAUUACAAAAAUUUACUUCAAUACAACAACAUAAAAAUGAUACAUCAAUGAUUUAUAGUGAAAAUGCAUUAACAAUUGAAAAUUUAGCUGGGCUUCGUGCAUGGGCUGAUGUUUAUAAUGUUGCAACAAUACGACAAAAUGAAGAGAAAACUAAUAAUGAAAAUAGUAAUUUAUUAAUUCUUGUACAAUCAGAAUUAUAUGUUCUUAUAUAUCAUUGGCUUGCAGCAUUAACUGAUUAUCCUUUUUUAAUUUUACCAAAUGAAUUUGGUGGUGGAACAGAUGAAAAUUCACAUGGUGGAAAUUUUUAUUCAGCGGAAUGGAAUCUUGAUUUAACAAGAACAAUUUAUAAAGCGAAUUGGGCAUCAAUUAUGCAAGCAACAACACAAUGGCUUGGUGAACAUCAUUAUGAGCAUGAAACAUUAGCUGCUAAUCAAAAACUUAUUGGAUAUAGACAAAGAGAUAUAUUAAUGACAAAAUUUAUUACAUCAACAUUAUCAAAUAAAAUAAAAACAUUUCCAGAAAGGAAAGAAGAUAUAUUUGCUAUGUUAUUAGGUUGUUGUGUUGAAGCUUUAUCAAUUUCGAUUUCCAAACAAGCAGAUGAAACUAUUGAAGCUAUUUUAUCUUCAUUAAUUAAUUUACUUCAAUCAGAAAUUGCUGCAAGUCAGAUAACUAUGGUUGCUUUUAUUGAAAUACUCAAUGUUCUUCAACGAUAA
Rotaria sp. Silwood2 is the source of this 1833-nucleotide messenger RNA. Lineage: Eukaryota; Metazoa; Rotifera; Eurotatoria; Philodinida; Philodinidae. The record is from the annotation of a GenBank genome assembly.